Messenger RNA from Cadophora gregata, 4448 nucleotides. RefSeq names its product Vacuolar protein sorting-associated protein 41 (gene VPS41). The record is from RefSeq and is a predicted model, not a curated record. The coding region runs from base 38 to 3871 and encodes 1277 amino acids. Gene Ontology annotation, cellular component: HOPS complex; late endosome. NCBI's taxonomy places the organism in Eukaryota, Fungi, Ascomycota, Leotiomycetes, Helotiales, Ploettnerulaceae. The transcript has 5 exons. Gene Ontology annotation, molecular function: protein binding. Gene Ontology annotation, biological process: protein targeting to vacuole; vesicle-mediated transport; macroautophagy.
CUGUCACCACCAGAUGUAAUCAGCACAGUGCGCCGCCAUGGCCGACGAAUCUACGGAUCAAGGCGACACAGAAUCUUCGAAGAGGAAGGAGGGGAGUCGCGAUGCAGAGGAUACCGGCGAGGGUGAAGAGACCGUGGAGGACAGCGCAGAGGAGGAGUCCGAUGACGAUGAUGAAGAGGAAGACGAGCCCAAGCUGAAAUAUGCUCGGAUGACGAGCCAACUGGCACCGGUUUAUAGAAAUGGAGAUGCUACAAGUUGCUUCCUGGUGGGCGGGGACAAGAUGAUUAUCGGAACGCAUAAUGGAAACAUUCACGUCCUGUCUUUACCAUCCUUCCAAUCUCUGCGAGUAUACCACGCCCAUUCCGCCUCUACCUCGAGCAUAUCGAUAUCUCCAUUCCCUCCACCAGUGACAAACCCUGUCCCAGAGGGAGUCAGUAGAGUAGUGUCUCAAGCGCAAACAACUCGAGGAAGUCCCUCCAUUAAAUCGGAAGCUUCCACGGCUUCUCCUCGCACUCCCCGAGUCCAUCUCGUCCCGAACACAGCAUCGAAUGCGAUAUAUAUCGGAACAUCCUCGAUUGAUGGAAACGUCUGUAUCCAGUCUCUGGUGGAUCCAAAAGAUGUGCAGUUACGGAAUUUUGGCAGACCUGUACAGGCUGUGGCUUUAUCGCCAGAAUAUAAGAAUGAUCGGACAUACAUAUCAGGAGGUUUGGCCGGGAAUCUAGUACUUACCGUUGGCGGAAAAGCGGGAGCAUCUCAGUCGACAACAACCGGGACAGCAGCAGCUACAGCGUCGGGCUGGUUGGGCGCCAUUGGUUUGGGAGGCAAUGCUGGAAAGGACAGCAUUCUCCAUUCUGGAGAGGGAGCCAUCAGUACCAUUAAAUGGUCACUAUCAGGCAAGUAUGUGGUCUGGAUUAACGAGCAUGGAGUGAAGAUUAUGAGGUCGCAUCUACAUCUUGACAGCUCCGACCUUGACUCUGCAUGGAAAAGAAUAGGGCACCGUGACCGGCCACAGGACAACGGAUGGGAAGAAAUGGCAGGUGUAUGGAAAGGUCGGGCAGAGUGGAUUGAUGAAAGGAGUCUCGAAACAGACGAUGAUGAUAAAGCUCGAGAAACGUCUGUCUCGUCUCCCGCGACUGCAAAAUUGAAACAGCAGGCAUCGAAGGGCAGUCAAAAGAUUGAAAAGCUCGUUGUGGGUUGGGGAGGAACCAUUUGGAUCAUGAAUGUGCAUCCAGGCGGCGUUGGUGUUGGUAAACAUGUCGGGGAAAGAUCAGUGGGAAAGGCCGAGCUCAUCAAAAUUUUACACAUGGAUUGCAUUAUUUCUGGAUUGUCGUUAUAUACCCCAACUUUGCUUCUUGUUCUUGCUUACGUUACACCGGAUGAUGAUGAGGAUGAAGAAGAAGAGGAGAAAUUGCCGAAAGGACACAAGUCCAAAGCCUCGACCGCAUCUACAAGCAGUGAGCCGCGAGGUGGCAUUCGGAGAAGGCUCAAUGCGAAAUCACCAGAGCUGCGUCUCAUCGAUCUAAAUUCGUCUGAGGAGAUUGACACCGAUACUUUAACCGUCAGUCGGUUUGAACGACUUUCAGCAACUGACUAUCAUCUCGGAGUUCUGCCAGCCGCACGCGCAGCACCUGUUUCUCAAUCAUCACGUGGCACCUUGGAGGCUUUGGCAGGCAUGGGAAGUGGAAUGUGGAACGCCACGAUUAACGCAACUACGCUUCUCAGCUCUGGAGCCAGCGUCCACAGCAAUGGGAGCAAAGGUUCUGAUGUAAAGCAGAGUGCUGCCAGUAGUGCUCGAACGAAGCCUGGGCAACGGUCACCUGCUGCCCAUCCGAAUAUUGCUGUACCGGGGAUGAAGAUAUUCAUACACAGUCCAUACGACUGUAUAUUGGCAACAAAAAGGGAUCUUUCAGACCAUCUUUCUUGGCUUUUGGAACACGAGAAAAAUAAAGAGGCAUGGGAACUGAUUGAUGAGCAUCCAGAAGUCAUCUCCGCGUCACCGGAAAAACUUGCCGAGAUUGGACCAGGCGUACCAGAUCAAGCACAAGGAAGCACUGACGACUUCUUUGAUGAUGCCUCGACUGUUAACUCUGCGAGCAAGCUGAUAAAUUCAGCUGUAGAGAAAGAGAAGCGCAGAGUUGGUGAGCUUUGGAUCCAGCAAUUGAUCAAGGCCGGUGACUGGGUGAAUGCAGCUAAAGUCUGUGGCAAAGUUCUCGGUACUGCACAGCAGUGGGAAGAGUACGUUUACACUUUCGUUGGCGCUGGCAAGUUUGACGAAAUAACAAACUAUAUCCCAACGACACAGCUGCGACCUCCGUUGAAGUCGGAGAUCUAUGAAGUAAUACUGGGACAUUAUGCGGCCCGCAACAGACCUAGGAUAAGAGAGCUGCUUGAUCAGUGGCCACCUGAUCUUUUUGACGUCAAGAGUGUCACUACAGUGCUAGAGAAUCAGCUCAAAUAUCGCGAUGUUCGCCAAGACAGCAUUGAGGACGGCGAAGUUGGAAGAGAUUGGAGGAUAGUUAUGGAGAGUUUGGGCAAGCUUCACGUUGCUGCUGGACGACCACGAGAAGCCUUGAAGUGCUACAUCCAACUCCAAGAUGCAGACACCUCCAUGAACUUGAUCAAAGAGUAUCACUUAGUGGAUGCUGUCGCCGACGAUAUUCCGGGGCUGAUUAUGCUUCACGUUUCGAAGGAGCAGAAGCGAACCGCCCCAAUUGCUGAACUGCGCGAAUUGACUUCGGAAGCAAUAUCAUUGCUUGUUGACGAAGCUCAACAUGGCCUUGUCAGUCCACAAGUUGUUGUAUCUCAAUUGCAGGAGAAGAGCAUGACUUUAUACCUGUUCUUCUACGUCAGCUCACUUUGGAGAGGCGAUGGUAUUGAAGAGCACCAAGGAGAGAGCAAGGAAAAGCUCAUCGCGGAGAGCAAAUCCCUCGUCGACGAUUUGGCCGAUCUUGCUGUUCAUCUAUUCGCCAUGUAUGACCGAGAGCUAUUAAUAGAGUUCUUGAAGUCGUCGACAUUUUACACGUUCGAAAAGGCAACGCAAGAGUGCGAAGAACGAGAUUUUAUCCCAGAACUAGUCUACCUCUACUCCAAAACCGGGCAAACCAAACGAGCCCUCACCCUCAUCAUCGACCGCCUCCGCGACGUCUCCCAAGCAAUCGUCUUCGCCAAAUCCCAAGACGACACCGAACUCUGGAACGACCUCCUCGACUACUCAAUGGACAAACCGCGAUUCAUCCGCGGCCUCCUAGAAGAAGUCGGCACAGCCAUCAACCCCAUCACCCUCGUCCGCCGCAUCCCCGAGGGUCUCGAAAUCGAAGGUCUCCGCGAGGGUCUCUCCCGCAUGAUCAAGGAGUACGAAAUCCAGCACAGUAUCUCCUCUGGCGUCGCUCGAGUCCUGAGAGGCGAAGUCGCUACGGCCCAGACGACACUGCGUGCCGGCCAGCGCAAAGGCGUCAAGUUCGAUAUCGUGCGUAAACCAGGGCACCACAUCGACGUCGAAACUUCCGACAUCCCAACCACCACCGACGGCGCCGCCGCCUCAGAAGUCGCAAGGGAGUUCACCGAGAACGCUAGUGAGCCUGCGCCUCCUGAGCCAGGCCACUGUGUUGGGUGUAGGCAGCCGUUCUCGGAUUUUGAGGUUGAGACUUUAGUCGGGUUUGCGUGUGGACAUGUCUUUCAUUUGAGCCAUUUGUUGAAUUUUGGGGCUGGGGAGGAUGGGACGAUUACGCGGCCGGAGGUAGAGUUGGACGAGAAUGGGGAGUGGACUGCUACGCAUAGUGUGGGUGCUAAGGUUACGCAUGCGAGGUUGUUGAGGGAUAGGAUUACGGAUGGGUGUCCUGUUUGUACGAGGGCGAAGGAUGCGUUGUCUUAAACAAGAGAGUUCAAAGGCAAAUGGAGUGUUGGUGUUGGGGUUGGUGGGGUUGUUGGUGUUGACAGGCAGGGAAGGGGAAGGGCGAGAUUUUGUUCUGGCAUAGGUAGCGUGCAUCUUUUUAUAUCAUAUCAUGGCAUCGCAUUGGUUAGUAGCUGCUGGGUCAGACGAGCAUGAGUUAGAGCAGCCUUGAUGAGGCUACCUAGAUAUAAGAAGCAAGCUGUAUCAUCUGCCCAGGCAUCAGUCUCCAUCCUCUCGAAAGACGCAUAUAAGUUUCGUCUUUCCUCCUUCCUUUCGCAUUUCAUGAAUCUCAUGAUGGAACUCUCUUUAUUCAACCACGUUUUCACUCCUCCCAGACCUCCAUCUAAAUCGUAGACAUCCUCGCAAUCCCCACAUCCGUCUCGUCCAUCCUCGGACUCUUCCCAUUAACAUACAACCACAAACGACUCAGGUCCUUAACCUUAAACCGUAUCUUCUCACCCCCAUCCCCCUCUCCGUUCCCACUCUUUCCCUCCCCCUCCCUAUCAACCCUCCCCUCACCAUUCACCUCCCCCACCUUUCCCUUCCUCGUUCCCUUCCC